AUGACACCGUUGCGCCUGGCGUCGCAGGCCAGAGCCAGCAUUGCAGGCACAGGCGCGGCCAGGCACUACGGCCGGCAGCCGAACACAUCGACGGCGGACGCAGUGAGCAACAUCAUCUACAAGACGCCGACAGCGCAAAAGACAUCCCGCCACUGCCACGUCCUCAACUGCUUUAUGGAAGACGAGCCCGGAAUCCUGACGCGGGCAACCGGAAUCAUGGCGGCACGCGGCUACAACAUUGACAGCGUGGUGGUCAGCCGUACGGAGAUCCCAGGGCUGAGCCGGAUGACCAUUGUGGUUAAGGGCGAGCAGGCGGUGGUUCAGCAGGCGCGCAAGCAGCUGGAGGACCUGCCACAGGUCUGGGCGGUGGUUGAUCUCAGCGAGGCCAAGGCUGUUGAGCGCGAGAUCCUGCUGAUCAAGCUGUCCACCUUGGGCGCCGAUCAUGCGGUGAACAGCGAGAACACCCGCACGCCGCGCCAGCCGCUGUCGCCCCAGGUUGUGCACCGCCGCGAGCGCGAGCUCAUCGUCGACCAGAAUGCCGAGACCGACCCGGCCGCUAACGCAGCGUGGGCGCCCCACGUCAAGGUCGUUGAGAGCAGCCGCCGUCUGGCGUAUAUCCGCAAUCUGGCGAAUAUGUUUGGCGCCAAGGUCGUUGAUGUUGGCGCUGAUUGCUGCAUCGUUGAGCUGUGCGCAAAGUCGGAGCGCGUCGAUGCCUUUAUGAAGCUUGCAGAGCCGUUUGGUAUCCUUGAGGCUGCGCGGUCGGGCCGCAUGGCUAUGUCGCGCACGGCCAAGCUGUCGCUGUACGAAGAGCAGGCCGCCGAUGAGGCCGAGGCUGAAAGUGAUGCCGCGCCCGAUCUCUCUCACCUGCCGCCAGGCUAA
This is a messenger RNA of Kickxella alabastrina, 879 nucleotides long. Its product is annotated as small subunit of acetolactate synthase-domain-containing protein. Gene Ontology annotation, biological process: branched-chain amino acid biosynthetic process. Bases 1 to 879 code for a protein of 292 amino acids. Gene Ontology annotation, cellular component: acetolactate synthase complex; mitochondrial nucleoid. Gene Ontology annotation, molecular function: acetolactate synthase regulator activity. NCBI's taxonomy places the organism in Eukaryota, Fungi, Kickxellomycota, Kickxellomycetes, Kickxellales, Kickxellaceae. The transcript has a single exon. The record is from RefSeq and is a predicted model, not a curated record.